GAACGAGCUCAGACCCCUUUGUGUCACACACAUGGAUUAAUAACAGGAUUUUUCCUCCUUUUUCCUUACCAGCGGUGAUUUUUAAACGCGCAGGACAGCCGUGACUGACAUAAUCAAAAUCGCUGACAUACCCACACACACUCUAUCUCUCUCUCUUAUACACACACACACACGCGCGCGCUACGGGUGGUCAUUAAGGGAGAUAGCCUAAUUUUUUAAUUUAACAUUUGGACUCCAUUGAGAGAAAUAAGGUGAAAACACCGGUAACGCAUUCACGCUCCCACGCACGCACGGACUGGACGAUAAACAGGAGGAUUUGAGUCAUUUUUUUUCUUGCUGCUGUGCUGCAAAGUUGGGAAGAAAUCUGAGCACUUGAGUCGUGACAGCAUGGAUGGAUUUGAUGCGUUGUUUGGCGCAUUCGGCGUUCGUCGCCCACCCAGGAUAUUGUGCUGCUGGAAGAUUUUUUUUCUGCUCAGCAUCUUCUUUCACAACUACCUGAGCUCCUUGCUGGACUGUCCGCCCACUUGCACCUGCUCGCCCACAGAAAUUUACUGCAAUAGAUCAGAUGCCAGCAAAUUCUUCCCGCUGUUGUCCUUUCAGAGCACCGGGAGCGCCGGGAACAGUACCGGGAGCAUCCAGGACCUUUUUCAGAACAUCACCUCCAUACACAUUGAGAACUGGACUGAUCUGCAGACCUUGAGGGAUGUUGACAUGGAGCUCUACACUGGCUUACAGAGGCUAACUAUCACAAGAAGCCACCUGGUUACAAUCCAGACUCGUGUUUUCUCCAAGAACCCCCACCUGCGCUAUAUAAACCUGUCCAAGAACCCCAUGUUGACCACAUUGUCCUGGCAGAUAUUUGAACAUCUGCAGCUCUUUGAACUUCAUUUAGAGGAGGUGGUGUUUGCCUGUGGAUGUGAGAUUCGUUGGCUGCAGCUAUGGCAACAGAGAGAAGAGGCAGGGCUCGGCAGCCAACAGUUAUACUGUGCUGAUGGCUACACAGAGGGUAUUAGAAGGAUGGAAGGAAGAAAGAUACUGCUGCAGGAUAUGAACAUCAGCAGUUGUGACCUGCCAGAUAUUAGCGUCAGCCAUAGCAACCUUACUGUUGUCGAGGGUGAUCGAGUAACAGCAAUCUGUAAUGGCUCUGGAUCACCGUUACCUGAGGUGGACUGGCCUGUCAAUGGCUUACACUCCAUCAAUGCACAAGAGGCCAGAGUCUACGACAACAACACCAUUCAUUCCAUCAACAUAACUUUGGUCAAUGUGAGCAGAGACGACAACAACUUCCUGCUAACCUGCACUGCCACCAACAUAGUGGGCAUGACCAAUGCUUCCGUCCAGCUAACUGUUCACUUUCCUCCUUCCAUCGUGAGGCUGAAGGAGCCAGAGCGGCGCCAUGACACAUGCAUAGAGUUCACAGUUCGAGGUUCACCCCACCCCACCUUACGAUGGUUCUACAAAGACAAGGAGAUAUCCCACACUGAGUAUGUGCGUCCUGAUAUGGAUAUUUAUCAGGACUACAUAGAAGGCUGCCUAACCUUUAAAAACCCAACACAUCACAACAAUGGCAACUAUACUUUGGAGGCCAGCAACUACCUCGGUGUAGCCACCAGUACUGUGUACGGACAUUUCCUGGACAAGCCCUUUGAAGGUCCAGACACAGAUUAUGAUUACGUAGUAACACCGACUGCAGAGGCUCACAAACCUGACGAGGAUACUUUUGGGGUCUCUAUAGCAGUAGGCCUGGCAGGGUUUGCCUGUGUGAUGCUGGUGAUUCUCUUCCUUCUCAUCAACAAAUAUGGACGACACUCCAAGUUUGGCAUGAAAGGACCAGUAACAGUGAUAAGCGGUGAGGAAGACUCUGCCAGCCCCCUUCAUCAUGUGAACCAUGGAAUAAUCAGCCCCUGUGCACUGGAUGCAGGGCCUGAUGCUGUGGUGAUUGGAAUGACCAGGAUCCCCAUCAUAGAGAACCCACAGUACUUCAGACAUGGACACAACUGUAACAAACCUGCCACCUAUGUUCAGCAUAUUAAACGGAGGGACAUUAUUUUGAAGCGAGAGCUCGGAGAGGGGGCCUUCGGCAAGGUCUUCCUGGCUGAAUGUUACAACCUGAGCCCCACCAAGGACAAGAUGCUGGUAGCAGUAAAGUGGUUUGCGGACGUGCUGAGGUAUUGCGACUCCGGACACCUCAACAUUCUCAUCCUCCUUGACCUCACAGCAGCCUUCGACACCAUCAAUCACUCCAUCCUUCUCUCCCAACUGGAAUCAUCUCUCCACAUCACCGGCACAGGACUCUCCUGGAUUCACUCCUACCUCACCAACCGACACCAGUUCAUCAGUGUCCCCCAGGGGUCGGUGCUCGGUCCCCUCCUCUUCAUCCUCUACAUGCUCCCCCUUGGCAAGAUCAUCCGUCGUCAUGGCCUCCAGUUCCACUGCUUCGCCGACGACAUCCAACUGUACAUCUCCACCAAAGCCAUCACCAGUAACCCCCACUCCACACUCACCAACUGUCUCACUGAAAUAAAAUCAUGGAUGCAAACAAACUAUCUCCAAGUGAACAGUGACAAAUCAGACAUAAUCAUCACUGACCCCACAUCCCGCACCAAAGCCACCCACAACCUCUGCCUCACCUUCGAUAACUGCACUCUGUCUCCCUCACCACACACCCGUAACCUAGGAAUCAUCUUCGACAGCCUGCUAAGUUUUGACCACCACAUCAAUCACAUCACCAGGACUGCCUUCUUCCACCUCAAGAACAUCGCCCAUCUCCACCCCUCUCUCAUCUUCUCUGCUGCAGAAACCCUCAUCCAUGCAUUUAACACAUCCAGACCGGACUAUUGCAAUAGCAUCCUAUAUGGCUCAUCAUUCAAACUCCUCAAUAAGCUUGAAUAUAUCCAGAACUCCGCUGCCCACCUGCUCACCCACACCCGCUCCCGAGACCACAUCAUCCCGUCUUCCAAAACCUACACUGCUCUACCUGCCACUGCUGAAGCUGAACCCCAGCUCACCGCCCCGGCACCCCGUUUCGCUGCAAGGAUCAACGAAGCCCGCUGGCUGCUGGAGGGAGCCAAGCCCAAGGAGCCCGUGAAGAGCAAGACGGCAGCUGUAGCCCGUUUUACUCCAAAUCCAUCUAUUCGCAGCUCCACCCCUGGCCAUGAUCCCUGGCUUCCAGCAAACAAAAACAGCAGGCGAAAAAAGAAGACACCUCCACGUUCCCCCGUUUCUCCUGGCGUUAUUCCUCUUACUAACCGAUUCAGCCUCCUGGAUGAUCAUGAUUACACUCAGUUACCACCAUCGCAGGGUCCUCCACCACUGCAGCGGCGGGGCUCAUCUCCAUCACCUCCCAGUCGGCAGCGCUCUUCACAGCCACGGAGGCAGCCUCGACAGCCCUGGCGGCCUCGACUGCCCCAGCAGCCCCGGCAGCCCAAUACUUCUGCGGGAAGUAUACCGGUGCACACUGACCAUCGCCGGGUGGGAGGUCACACCAUGCUGCCUAUCCGUUGGAUGCCUCCAGAAAGCAUCAUGUACAGGAAGUUCACCACAGAGAGUGACGUUUGGAGCUUCGGAGUCAUCCUAUGGGAGAUCUUCACUUACGGCAAACAGCCGUGGUUCCAGCUUGCCAAUAAUGAGGUGAUAGAGUGCAUUACUCAGGGCAGGGUACUGGAGCGCCCCAGGCUCUGUCCCAAAGAAGUCUACGAUAUGAUGCUGGGCUGCUGGCAGAGGGAGCCACAACAGCGCCUCAACAUUAAAGACAUUCAGAAGAUGCUGUUCACUCUGAUGAAAGCCACACCAGUCUACCUGGACAUACUGGGAUAG
Molecule: messenger RNA, 3816 nt
Organism: Epinephelus moara (kelp grouper)
Lineage: Eukaryota; Metazoa; Chordata; Actinopteri; Perciformes; Serranidae
Gene: ntrk3a
Product: neurotrophic tyrosine kinase, receptor, type 3a
Exons: 20
Coding region: 388-3816 (1142 amino acids)
Biological process (GO): cellular response to nerve growth factor stimulus; cell surface receptor protein tyrosine kinase signaling pathway; positive regulation of kinase activity
Cellular component (GO): axon; plasma membrane; signaling receptor complex
Molecular function (GO): neurotrophin binding; neurotrophin receptor activity; transmembrane receptor protein tyrosine kinase activity
Source: RefSeq, a predicted model, not a curated record